Messenger RNA from Cyclocybe aegerita, 393 nucleotides. The record is from the annotation of a GenBank genome assembly. NCBI's taxonomy places the organism in Eukaryota, Fungi, Basidiomycota, Agaricomycetes, Agaricales, Hemipholiotaceae.
AUGGACGCCUCACCACCGUGCUCCAUAGAUGCCCACCGUGCCGCCGUGCCGCCACCCUCACCCAUAUUGGACGGCUUCGACCGUUUGCCGCCUUGCAUCUUCUGGCUGCGCCAGCCAUCCACCACCUUGCUGUUCCCAUUGGGUCAUAACGACAGUGCCCUGCACCUCACUGCUGCAACCAUGCCCGAAAGCAGGUCAGUGGACUCCUGCGGCCCCGACCCCGCACUCGACAUUGCCGCCCUCGUGCGCGUCCCAUGGCUCAACGCCCCACCGUCCUGCCAGCCCGACCACACAAUUGAUGAGCCGGAUCCACCUCUAACACUGGAAUUCGCGCAAGACGACUCUUCCGAACAUUUCGUCAUCACGAUACGGGCUCGCCUCGACACGUCUUAA